GGAUAUUUUGGAAAUGUGUAUCGCGGUCAUAUGCGAGACUCGGCAGGACGAACACACCCGGUUGCUGUGAAGACGUUGAAAGGCGAACGUUCGCGAGAUAUCGCUCAUAUCGAGAAGUUCCUCCGUGAAGGGAUAAUCAUGAAGCAUUUUGACCACCAACAUGUCCUCUCACUAAAAGGCAUUGCGAUCUCCCCUUCCGGGACACCUUGGGUGAUUUUGCCGUUUAUGGAAGGAGGCGAUCUGAAAACAUAUAUUGCAGAUCCGAAUAGGGCCCUUUGUGUGCUGGAACUCCUCGACUUUGCCUAUCAGGUAGCUCAAGGGAUGGCGUAUUUAGCUGCUCAGCACUUUGUUCAUAGAGAUCUUGCUGCUAGAAACUGCAUGUGA
Strongylus vulgaris is the source of this 384-nucleotide messenger RNA. NCBI's taxonomy places the organism in Eukaryota, Metazoa, Nematoda, Chromadorea, Rhabditida, Strongylidae. The record is from the annotation of a GenBank genome assembly.